AUGCCUCGCCGCUUAAUCACGCCUUACCGCUCAAUCACGCCUCGCCGCUCAAUCACUCGCCGCUCAAAAGCGCCUCUCUCGGCCAGGAAUCCGCGAGGUCAACGAAGUUUGCCGUUGGCGAAGGCCCCAGCGGCCAACACACCUUCAACGACCGUCCCAGAGGUCCCAAUGAUUGUCCAAAACUCACGUCUCUUGAAGACACCAAACGAGAUACAGCACAUGAUUGCCGAUUGGCUUUCCGAAAAAGACCUUUUCCACCUUGCACAAUGCUCAACAAACUUGGCUGACAUCGCGAUCCCCAAGCUCUAUGCUGCGGACGCACGCCAUGGAAACUCGAAGGCAAUCUUAUGGGCAGCGAAGACGUGUGCGGCAAGAGAUCCCGCGCUCGCCCUCAAGAUCUUGCAAAAGUCGUUCCAGAAAGGGGGCGACGUGAACGCCGUUCACCAGGAGAGCAGCGGGCUUCAUGCGACAGCCUUGCACUACGCCGCGGCUUACUCCAGGGUGGAAUUUGUCGAAACCCUCCUGAGCCUGGGAGCGCACGUCGAUUGUUGGAGCUCCGGCGCCGAGCUGGCCAAGGACCUCGGCAUCCCGGCUCUGGACGAGUCCCUGAACGGGAACUUCGCGUGGCUGCCAAACUACGACGAGGCAUGGAAGUGGUCUCCUCUCGUCGUGCCGCUGCUCACAAACGACACGGAGACGGCCAAGCUGCUCGUGGGCGCGGAAGCGCCCGCCACGGUCGUGCGUCCAGCAGAAAGGGAGUCGUUCCUCGACACCAUGGGAGUCGUCACGGUCUACCACAUGCUUGCUUUCGCCGAUCCGGCCCGGGUUGCCGACUGGCUGCCCAUCUUGGACAAGGACGUCUACAGGCGCGCCAUCAAUGUCCGCAUGCACAGCAGCAGCUCGCCGCUGCAUGUGGCCAUUCGGAGGGGAAACGCGCCCAUGUUCGACAUGUUGAUGGACAACGGCGCCGACCCCAACUCCCCGGGCGUCUGGUCAGGCAACGCCCUGGUCACUGCCGUCAAGGCCGCCUUCAUGAUCGGCUCCAUCGCCGCUCGAAGGAAAACCAUCAUGUCGUGGACGUCGCGGCUGAUGCGGGCCGGAGCCGUCAUCAACCCGCCCGACUUUUCUCUGGAAUCGCCGCUCGGCUGUGCGCUGGAACAACUCGCAUCGACGAGCGGCAUCGUCGAGUCCAGCGUGAGCCGGGUGGUCGAGAUCCUCGUCAAGGCCGGCGCAAACGUCAACCUCAGAUCACGCGAUGGCGCCACGAUCCUGCAGCAGUUCUGCAGCGCCAUCUUCUGCCUGAGGCCACCGAGGUACCCGGUGCUGGAGAACAUACUGCGCUUCCUGAUUGACCAUGGGGGAGACCUCAACAGCGAGCCGGCACCGGGAAGAGAAAGCAUCAUGUUCACCUCGAUCCGCCAAACCGUUCGGUCCAAGAAGGUUGCGCCCGUCCACGCGAUCCUGCGGGACGCCGGGGCGGCACUCCUCCCGCGAGAAAUGUUCCCCGUCUUCUGCUGCUGGGUUCAGCUGCCCUGGUUCCGGAAGAAUCGCGUCUUCGACAUAACCAAAGGCCUGCAACACAUCACGCAGGCCCAGAUAAACUUCUGCUGGCUCUGGGCCGUCGAACGAAGCAAUGUCCAGGCUCUCCGGGCUUUACAAAACCAGCGGCUGAUGCCAACAAACGUCGGCCAACUGGCCCACGUGAGCAUCAGGACCGGCGCCCUCCGUGUGUGGCCCAGGCUUCUUAAUAUGGGCCUCGGCGAUGUCAACUGCCUUGGAGAAGCCCACGGGAGCUUCCUCCAUACUCUGGCGCGCCGAGUCCUCCGCCAGGCGUCGUUCCCCGACGCCCCGUCGACCGGCAGACGAAUCGACGCAAAAAAGGCCGUCGAAAUGGCGCAAACGUGCAUUCGACUGGGCACUUCCACCUUGACUCGGGACGACAACGGGAUGCUGGCUUUUGACUUGCUGGAGGACAGCCACGACAAACUACGACUUGCUCUCCUUAAAGGCUACGUUGAUGAGACGAGGGACCUAAUCUGA
Molecule: messenger RNA, 2040 nt
Organism: Metarhizium album ARSEF 1941
Lineage: Eukaryota; Fungi; Ascomycota; Sordariomycetes; Hypocreales; Clavicipitaceae
Product: ankyrin repeat-containing protein
Exons: 1
Coding region: 1-2040 (679 amino acids)
Cellular component (GO): nucleus; cytoplasm
Molecular function (GO): protein binding
Source: RefSeq, a predicted model, not a curated record